AAACUCGUGUUGUGCUUUCAAUUUGUUUUUUUUUCUUUGCAGCGUAAUUGUGUUAAUUUUUUAUUUUUUUUGGGUUGGUAAUAUUGUUAUUUUGCAUGGUUAUUAAAAAAAAUAAAUUAUUUCUUGCAUUGAGAUCAGAUAUUCUAGGACUACCAGACAGAGAUAAUAUAUGUUUAAGUGCGUGCAUGUAUUUCGAGUAUGGCGGUUAUCAUCAUGGCGAAUAUCUUCUGUACAAGGACUACCAGACAGACGAGAAGAUUUCAAUAACUUCUGGCUCCAUCGCCGGAGUUACUAUUAGUUCAUCGGAAUCGAAGAAGGAUGAGCUGUUUCCGGCAGAUGUCAAGGCUCAAUUGAAGAGCAAGAAUAGUACAACUUACAUUAAGUGUUUCACAACCAUCACACUUGUUCCAUGGAUGAAGUCAAUUUUAAGCUUCACAGUUCCUUCCUGACCGAAGGUUUGGAAAGGUGGAACAUCAACUUUUACACGACUAUGUUGGGAUAAGCACCAAUAUUGGAUUGACAGAAAACCCCAUUGUUAACUUCUCUGGUGUAGUGGGAACUAAUGUUCUCUCUCUUGGAACUGACGUGUCCUUUGACCCCACGUUGGGAACAAGUACAAUGCUGGCUUGAGUUUCACAAAUGAUGGCCGUUUUCUUUCUUUCAAUAUGUAAUCUUACUUGAAUUGAGCAUGCAUCGACUGUCUAGUUAUGUUAACUAACUUUAGUUGCUCUGUUGGAAUGUUUUUAUUUGAACACUUAAAUUCAAUUUGGGAUUAGUUUAUCUAAAUUGUGCAUGUAUUGCUUUAAAUGUCAGAAAUAACAAAGGAGAAACUCUGAGUACAUCGUACUACCGUUCACUCAGCCGUGUGAAUGAUACUAUUGGCAUGGAGGUGACCCAUAGCUUUUCCACGAAGAUAUUAGUGUUGGCACUAAGCAUCAGUUGGAUUGAGCUGACCACUGUGAAGGCCAGUCUAAACAAGCGGAGUCCAAAUUCUCUUUUGAAAAUUGACACCAACGCCUUUAACAAAGGGGCAAAGUUUGGAUGGGCCGUUAAAAUAAUGGGUUAGGGAAUAUGUGGCACUAGUCAAACUAUGCUUAUUUCUAUUUGAUUUAUGAUUGGAUAAAAAAGACACGUGACGUAUUGACCUAGUCAAGGUAACAUUUUAAUUGUUUGUCGUA
Messenger RNA from Capsicum annuum, 1178 nucleotides. RefSeq names its product mitochondrial outer membrane protein porin of 34 kDa-like. The record is from RefSeq and is a predicted model, not a curated record. Gene Ontology annotation, molecular function: voltage-gated monoatomic anion channel activity. Bases 96 to 449 code for a protein of 117 amino acids. The transcript is spliced from 5 exons. Gene Ontology annotation, biological process: monoatomic anion transmembrane transport. NCBI's taxonomy places the organism in Eukaryota, Viridiplantae, Streptophyta, Magnoliopsida, Solanales, Solanaceae. Gene Ontology annotation, cellular component: mitochondrial outer membrane.